AAGGACGAUGGCGUCCGUUAAAGAGCUGCUUGUGGACUUACUGAAGGAUCUGAAAGAAGCUGAACCAAAGGAGUUUCAUUGGUGGUUAAAGAAUGGACAUCAUAAGCCUAUAUCAAAGUCUGAAAUGGAGAAGGCAGAUGUAUUAGACACAGUAGAUAAGAUGGUUAUGUGUUUUGGACCAGAAGACGCUGUGAAGGUCACGGUAGACAUCCUGAGAAAGAUGAACCAAAAUGAUCUGGCUAAACAGUUGCAGAAUGAACACAACUCAGACUGAGGACAAUAUGAAGACAUCUGUCCCUGUUAGAGAGCUCCAAAAUGUCUUGAAAACUCACAAAAAAACAACAUGAA
Molecule: messenger RNA, 348 nt
Organism: Puntigrus tetrazona (Sumatra barb)
Lineage: Eukaryota; Metazoa; Chordata; Actinopteri; Cypriniformes; Cyprinidae
Product: NACHT, LRR and PYD domains-containing protein 6-like
Exons: 3
Coding region: 8-274 (88 amino acids)
Source: RefSeq, a predicted model, not a curated record